GCCCUCCCCUGCCGUGCCCCCGGCAGCAGCCCGUGUUCCAGCAGCCCAACUACGGCCCCUGCCACUAUGAGAUGAAGCAGUUCCUGGAGUGUGCUACCAACCAGAGAGACCUGACCUUGUGUGAGGGCUUCAACGAGGCACUGAAGCAGUGCAAGUACAGCAAUGGUGUUUCUUCUCUCCUGUGA
Molecule: messenger RNA, 185 nt
Organism: Nestor notabilis (Kea)
Lineage: Eukaryota; Metazoa; Chordata; Aves; Psittaciformes; Psittacidae
Product: coiled-coil-helix-coiled-coil-helix domain-containing protein 10, mitochondrial-like
Exons: 2
Biological process (GO): mitochondrion organization
Cellular component (GO): nucleus; mitochondrion
Source: RefSeq, a predicted model, not a curated record